CGGAUUAACUCCCUGGAAACCGGCUGCAAUCUCAGCAGCUGCAAAUGUGCACCCACCCGGGAUAUAGGGCGGGGGGGGCGGAGAGCGAGGAUCCACUGCCCAGAUGCAGCGAUUAAGGGAAGGAAAAAACAACAACAACCGGCAACAAAAAAAACAAAUAUAUCAUCCGCUGCUUUUGGGAAGGGCUGGGCUGCCUGGGAUCCGGCAGCCCCUCCUCUUCCUCCUCCCUCCUCCUCUUCCUCUCCAUCGCAGCCUCGCUCUCCUCUCCCAACCAGCCGCUUUCCGCGGAGGGGGCGAGACGAGCGCAGAGCCCGCAGCCGCCCCAUCCCCCGGCGACAAGCGAUGGGCGACAUCCCCAACCUCGUGAAAAUCAGCGUCUCCCUCAAAAUCCAGCCCAACGACGGGGCGGUCUAUUUCAAGGUGGAUGGGCAGCGCUUCGGCCAGAACCGCACCAUCAAGCUGCUGACCGGAGCCAAGUACAAGAUCGAGGUGGCCAUUCGGCCCGGCACCGUCCAGGCCACGACAAUGGGCAUCGGGGGUGUCAGUGUCCCACUGGAAGAGAAAUCGAGAGAUGCACAGGUGGCUUCUUACACAGGGAUCUAUGACACAGAAGGUGUGGCCCACACCAAGAGCGGGGAGAGACAGCCCAUCCAGGUCAACAUGCAGUUUAAGGACAUUGGUGUUUUUGAAACAGUCUGGCAAGUGAAAUUCUACAACUACCACAAACGAGAUCAUUGCCAAUGGGGAAACAGUUUUGGCAGUAUUGAGUACGAAUGCAAACCAAAUGAAACGCGCAGCCUGAUGUGGAUCAAUAAAGAGACCUUCCACUGAAGAGAUGUGAAACCACUACUGCUGGACAAUCUCCCUAAAGAGAAAUCUACCUUUCUAAACCAGCAAGAAGCCUUAACAAAGGCAUGCUGUAACCUUGUUUUGUUCCAUAAGGUUCCAACAACUACAUUGUACAUACAGGUGGUGCCACUGAAAUCUUUGCCUAUUACAGUAUUUUAAGUUUACCAUGGCAUCUGCAAUGUUCUUUAUCUGUCACCCUGCAAAUACUGUAAAGUUCAUGAUAAAAGAGUAUUUCAUAGCUGGGUAGAAAGUUGUAUCAUCAUAAUAGUGUCAUAAGUAUUUGGCUUAUGCCAGCUAAACAGUUCCACUAGACAUAUCAACUUUUGUGAAGUGUUUUGCUUUAUUGCUUAGAAUUUGGAUACAACAUCACAUUGGUGAUUUCUGUAUUUGUAUCUUCUCCUAAAUCGGUGUGCUCCUUCAAGCAUUUUGUCAAACAUGUUAUCCCAGUGGACAGCAAAAAGUGCAAAUUAUGGAUAUUUGUAGGUUUAGCGAAAUGGCAGCUACUGCACUGUUGAUAUUGUGCUUUCAUACCAAGGGAUGUGGAAACUCAUUUUCCCUUUUGUUAAGUGCUGUAAGGUAUUCUGCAAAGUUUGCUAAUUUAUCCAGUCUCUCAAAGGAUUCUUUGUUAAGUUUUCCAGUCUCUGAAAUAGCUCUAGGAAACAGUAUAAAACAUGCUAACCUGAAUAAAGGUAACACAAUAAAUCAGUUGUGGCAUCUAAGACAUCUAACAACAUGGCUAUUAUCCGAAGUUCAUAGAGUAUUCUUGAAAGAUAUAGCAGCCAUACUUAGUUGAGUUCUUAGAGUUCUGACAGUAAUCUCCGUUUUUGUUUUAAUGACACAUUGCUCUAAUCAGUGAAAUCCUACACAUCAACUUUUUCAAGCCUGACUACUUUAUUUUACCAAAAUCAACAGGAUUUCUGACCAACAAACAGCAGUGUGAAGAGUACAGCUCCCAGUGCAGGCUUAUAACAUGCAUUGCACUCUUUCAAAUAAAGAUAAACAUGUAAGCAUUUGCAUGGUUAUGACUAAAGGUGCUAUUAAUACAUAAACACUAGAUCAGUGUUUAACACAUACAGAGAAUGAAAAAUAAACAUAUCUUUUCUUCCAGUAAAUAAAGCAGGGAAAUAGAUACACUGUCCUAUCCCCAACUUGGGUUGAAGCUGUCGGUUCUUGCAUAUCUGUUAUUCCUUUUGUGAAUAAUUUGUAAAUUGUGUAUGUAAAUGGUAACUAUGACUUUUGAUCUUUGUAAUAAAGGACUUAAACAAUU
This is a messenger RNA of Columba livia (rock pigeon), 2116 nucleotides long. It is a transcript of the gene CNRIP1, whose product is annotated as cannabinoid receptor interacting protein 1. Gene Ontology annotation, molecular function: type 1 cannabinoid receptor binding. Lineage: Eukaryota; Metazoa; Chordata; Aves; Columbiformes; Columbidae. Gene Ontology annotation, cellular component: plasma membrane. The record is from RefSeq and is a predicted model, not a curated record. The transcript has 3 exons. The coding region runs from base 343 to 831 and encodes 162 amino acids. Gene Ontology annotation, biological process: negative regulation of signaling receptor activity.